ACUAACAAAAACAAACCACGAUGUGAUCUGCUUCCUGUACAUGCGCACUUGCUCGCGGCUUUGUCAGUCAACUUCCGCCUGCCGAAAACUCGGAAUUAAAUAUGGCGUAGAGCGAAGUUGCUGUGUUCUGCAAUUUCACUUAUUUAUGAAUAUGCUGUGAUAAAACAAGAAAAAAAUUAACCCAUCACUGAGAUUUUGAACACAUAUAAAUCCCACGGAAGACUUGGCGUAUUUGGCAUUCCGGCAGAUGGGAGCACUGGGGAGAAAUCCGGAAGUAUUUGUUUAACGAUUGGUCGACUACCAUUUGCACUUUCGGUAAAGCUAAGUACGAUGACGACACUUAAAAAUAUUUCCUGAGGACGAGUGUCAUAUUUAUCUCUGAAGCAGCAGGAACGUAUAUAUAUAUAAUUGAAUUUCAUGGAAAUAUCUGCCGAAAUCCAGAGUGAAAGGACUUAAGACUGGAAUUGCCCCAGACUGACCGAGUGAUGGAUUUAUCAAAUGUUAUGUCAGUUUUGCUGAGCUUUGAGCUAGGAUUGCUUCUCUUCACUCAAGUGAUUGGACGGCUGGAUGCCGUUUGCACACUGCCAAACAUUCUCCAUGGAAAGGUGCUUGGUCAGACUCCAGUACAUGUUGAAGACGAGAGAGAGAUAGUCUGUGACAGUGGCUACAAGCUGUCAGGCAGUCCAUACAUUACCUGUAAAUCUGAUGGUUCAUGGGCAGCAACGUAUGGCAGUCCCAGCAUUCCAGAGUGUAUAGAGUUGGAGAGCAGUUUCAAAUGUUCCCUGCCAGAUAUUCCUCAUGGCAAAGCAUUCAACCCUGACCGUGAAUCAUUACCUGUGGGUGUGAGAUGGACAGAAGCAGAGGUAGUCUGUGACACUGGAUUUAAACUCAAGGGGACUCAGUUUAUUGUAUGUAAGGAUGGAACCUGGUCUGCAGCUUAUGGCUCCAAUGAUGACUUCCCCAUGUGUGUCCGUAAGACAUGUCUGCGAGUGUCUCACAUAGAGAAUGCUGAAGUGGAGUACAGGGACCUGAAGGCAGAGAUCCGCUGUAACCCAGGCUAUCGUAUGACCAUGAAUUCCCCAGCCAUUCUCACCUGCUCCAAUGGCCAGUGGUUAGGGCCAGUCCCUAGCUGUGUCUUGUUAAAACCCUGCCCUCAGCCUCCGCAGAUUCCAUUUGCCAAUGUUCAGUAUUACAAGGCUAACCCUGUGGACGGAUCAAAGGUCACAUAUCACUGUCAUAGCGGGUACACCAUGGAUAACCAGGGCCUAGCAGAACUCACCUGUGUCAAUGGAGAGUGGCCUGGCAAACUGCCCACCUGUACCAUCACAAUACAGUGUGAGCAGCCCGAAUCCAUCCCCAAUGGUCACUGGUCCCGGGUGGGUGGGGAUGAGCUGUACGUGUAUGAAGUCAACUCUAAGGUGCAGUACGAGUGUAAUGAAGGGUUUCGUGUGCUAGGACAGAGUCUGAUGUGGUGUAAAGAAGACAAGACCUGGUCUCACAUACCUCCCCAGUGUAUAGCCCAGACAGAUGAGUCUAUGUACUGCUCCUCACCCCCUGACUUGCCUGACGGGCAGUGUACAUGUGAGGGUCAUGACCAGAACUACUGCGAGCCCUUCACUCCCGGGAUGCGUUGGCUGUGUCACUGUGGUGAGGGCUACGCUCUGGAGGGUGCUGAAGCCCUCACCUGUACCUCCAGUGGUCAUUGGAACCAUGACAUGCCAAACUGCAUACCAGUGUCUAACCAGAUCAGUGCUGGAUCAGACCUCACCACCCCUGACAGCUCUCAUAUCAGUACCCUGGCCAUUGUGGUUGCUACGGCCUGCAGUGUUCUGGGCGUCCUACUGCUUGUUAUGGUGGCCGUAAUAUUCCGUCGUCACAAGCCACGCCCUCGUCUGUACCACACCACUCCUGCCCCACCCCCUUAUACCCGUGUACACAGCAACUCUGUGGAUGAGCAUGACCGUGUGGCGCUAAUAGCCUAUGCGGAAGGGCGCCAAGUCGCCCUGCCUUCUUACGAUGAAGCAACACGAGGUAACCAGCGUGGGCAGGCCUCUCCCGGUUAUGGCACCACAGUUGGUGUGGUCAGUGAGGUAGGAUCACAUGGCCAGCAGUACAGGCCACUGCCCCCUGUACCCUCCGCCCUGCGGGGCAACCACCAACCUAACCCUCCUGCUAACACAGACCACAGUAACAGGCACUCAACGGCCACAACCAGCACAGUGCACAACAGGGAUGGCUUCCCUGAGGUGUUUGGUUCUCUCGACACUGUCAACGUUAGUAUUAGUGAUGCCUCCACAGCAGGUACUAUGGAAACAGUGGACAGUGGGGCUUCUAACCCAUCUCUGGCUUCACGGCGAGCGAAUGCUGGCAGCCUGGGAUCUUCCAACGGUAGCCUGGCCAAUGAUGAUGCCCCCUUGCUAGAGACCAGUCAUGAUGGUCGUAUCAUGAGUACUAGCUCAGAGCCACUCCCAGAGGAAGAUAAAGAAGAGUGAAAAUAGGCCUGUCAAAAAGUUGGAGCUGAACUAGCCAAACCUGUCAUCUUGUUGAUGACAAAACAUGUCAUCAUGGUGACAAAGCCUGUCAUCAUGGUGAUGAACCUAAGAACAACAGCCUGUCUUAAUCUUGAUGGUGGUGAUGAAGUCCUGGUGGUAAUGACUCCUGUGUGGUGACAGUCUGUGUAUAUAUGUAAACGUGUGGAAUGUUAAUAUCUUACAAGAAUAGUACUGUAUAGUGUACAAGCAUUUUCAGAACUGAAAGUGAAAGUUGGGAGGGUCAUGGCAUAGUGUUAUGUGAGACAUGUGGACUGUAAAUGUGCUGUAUAAUCUCUCACUGUAAAGUAUAAUGUUGAAACAUGUGAAAAUAUCUUCCACAGUUGACAAAAAAAUCUACAUAUGUGUAAAGCGCGGGAUGUUUUGUUAUACACAACACCUCGCCAAGUCAACACUUUUUUUUCUCUGCAGCAUGGUAUUUCUGCUUUUAGAUAUUUGUGGAUAAACAAUUGGUUAUCAUUUUGUCUAAGUAUUCUAUACAUGACAAUUGGUGACUGACAAAUUGGGAGUAUAUUUUAAAUACGCUGGAUUAGGUUAAUCCCAGAUGCAGAAAUGGCAAGUUUGACCUUAUCAUCAACAUAGAAUUGUUUACAAGAAAACUUGUCAUUGUUAAACGUAACCAGGGCAUGUGUUUCCAUUGUCAGUUUACAUUACAUAAUUGUUACUUUUUUUUCUAUCUUAUUUUAUGUGUUUGUUGUUCUAUUUCCUACUUUUUGCACCUGUCUAGUUUCAUAUGCACCAUUUACUCAGUUACCUAUACAUUUGUUAAACUCUUUCUCAAUCUCCAUACAUGUUUUUUGCCGCCAUAAGACAAAGGGAGUUAACUCUACCUGUGCCAGAAAGAACAGUCAUAUAUUUAGUGCUGAUUUUAUGAAUGUUGGAAUGAUUAUUCAUUGUUAUUGCUUUAAAUAUAUCAUAGUGCAUAUACUGUUCUUUACUACUUUAGAGCUGCGUUGGACAGUGGUGAACCAGAUUUUCCCUGUCUAUACCCUUGUUUUGUAACAAGUUGCUAAAUUAGGAUGCCAUGUAUAUAUGUACAGUAUCAAAACUUGACCAAGAAUCAAAAUGAAUUACAAAUAGUUGCAUGACACAUUUACAGAAUUUAAUUUGGCAGUAGAACGAAAUAUUGUUUUGAAGUCUUAUGAAAGUAAAAACUGGUGUCAUGAAAGGAGGUUAUCCCUGCACAUUUUUGUAUCAUUUUUUUGGUUAAUUUCUGUGUUCAAACUGAAAUCUGGAUUCUUUCCUAGAUAAAAAAACAAAACAAAAGAAAUUUUGUAGUAUUGGAGGUGAUUUUUAAUCAUGCUUUAUUAUACAUGAAGCGUUUUCAGAUGCAUCAAUGUUUAUAUGAUGGUUGUGAGGUGUUGAUUAUUUGGUUAUUUGUGAAGUGUGUGAUACUGUGUAAUAAUCAGUGAAAUUGUCUGCACCAUUUUUAUACUUUGGUCAAAAUAAUUUGAAGAGGAACUGUUGUUGGAGAGCUGCUUGUACUUCAGUGCCCUGAAUUUGUUAAAUACCCGAAAUUCUUUUUACAUAGACCUUAACUUUAAUAACUUCUGGCUGAAAUGUCUUCACUUCACAUAUAAUUUUUAAUUAAAUUUAAUAAUAAUCACUGGUACAGUUUUAUUCUAGCCCCAGUUUAUACAAGAAUCCCAAAUUUCACACUCAUGAUGAAGGCAGGAUAUAAUUACAAUUGGAAUUUCAUAUUGAAGUCAAUUUUAUCUUGCUGAAGUUAACCCCACUCCUGAAGGGUUUUAUUUUGAUAUGUUUGCUUCAGUUGUCAUCUUUAUAAUUUGGGUUAAUAUUUACAAUGAAAUUUAGAAUUUAUCAUGUUUAUGAAACCAGAUCUGUAUUAUCUGAAUAUUAACGUAACAGUUUUAGCAAGUUAUUAACAUUUAUUAGAAUGUGGAUAUAGGCUUGCCUAACUCAUUAUAUUGUCCAGUGUGAAUGCUUAUGGACAAAGUCAUGUAUGUUAACCAUUCCAAGAUGUGACUCGAUAGCCGUUUUAUAGAGAUAUUUAUAAGAAAAAUCAGAGUAACUGUCAUUCUUUGCCACAUGUCCACCUUCUCGUCUAUUCUGUGUUAGUUACAAGAGCUGGUUCCUUCUGCUGCCGAUCAACCAGGGUUUUAGCUACGUACUAAAACCAAGCAUGUAGUGUUACAAUAUGUAUUUUAUGUUGAUGCCAACGUCUAUUUUCUUAAUCGUUUCCAUUGCUUUCUCAUUUGGUCAUAAAAGAUUGGCAUUUUAGAUUCAAAUUGUUUUUACUGUGGCACUCCGAAUAUUUAACACAUCCCACGCAUUGUCUUAAAAAAGCUAGCCCAGUUUGAAUAAAGUUUAAAUUAUGGCC
Messenger RNA from Liolophura sinensis, 4890 nucleotides. RefSeq names its product sushi, von Willebrand factor type A, EGF and pentraxin domain-containing protein 1-like. The record is from RefSeq and is a predicted model, not a curated record. The coding region runs from base 486 to 2492 and encodes 668 amino acids. The transcript has 9 exons. NCBI's taxonomy places the organism in Eukaryota, Metazoa, Mollusca, Polyplacophora, Chitonida, Chitonidae.